Molecule: messenger RNA, 5320 nt
Organism: Symphalangus syndactylus (siamang)
Lineage: Eukaryota; Metazoa; Chordata; Mammalia; Primates; Hylobatidae
Gene: FYRD1
Product: transforming growth factor beta regulator 1
Biological process (GO): regulation of cell cycle
Cellular component (GO): nucleus
Source: RefSeq, a predicted model, not a curated record
CGGGACGUAACUUCCGGGAAGGGCUUACUUCCAAGACAGACACGGAAGUGCUGGGAGGCGCCGGGAGCCGGUUCGGUUGCGGGUGUUUCUGGCCCUGCGGUCAGCCCUGGGAACGUCCCGGAGAGCUAGAUUCCUAGAGGCCCGAUUCCGCUAGCCCGGAACAGGCAAAGCCAGCGCUCCCGCCCGCUCCCCGACUUAGAAUCCGAUGCCGGCAGCGUCCUGGGGCCCCCGUAGCGGGGCUGGACCAUGAGCCUGCUGGACGGCCUCGCCUCCUCGCCGCGGGCUCCGCUGCAGUCCAGCAAGGCCAGGAUGAAAAAGCUCCCGAAGAAGAGCCAGAAUGAGAAGUAUCGGCUGAAGUACCUGCGGCUGCGCAAAGCGGCCAAGGCCACGGUGUUUGAAAAUGCUGCUAUUUGUGAUGAAAUUGCUCGUCUUGAGGAAAAAUUUCUUAAAGCAAAAGAAGAAAGAAGGUACUUGCUAAAGAAGCUCCUCCAGCUUCAGGCUCUAACUGAAGGGGAAGUACAGGCUGCAGCUCCUUCCCACAGUUCCAGUUUGCCCCUGACUUAUGGUGUGGCCAGCUCUGUGGGUACUAUACAGGGAGCUGGGCCUAUUUCAGGGCCCAGCACUGGGGCUGAGGAACCAUUUGGGAAGAAAACUAAGAAGGAGAAAAAAGAAAAAGGCAAAGAGAACAACAAACUGGAAGUUCUGAAGAAAACAUGCAAGAAAAAGAAAAUGGAGGGAGGUGCUCGCAAGCUGGUUCAGCCCAUUGCCCUGGAUCCCUCGGGACGGCCUGUGUUCCCCAUCGGACUAGGGGGUCUAACAGUAUAUAGCCUGGGGGAGAUCAUCACCGACCGACCUGGCUUUCAUGAUGAGAGUGCCAUCUACCCCGUGGGCUACUGCAGUACUCGAAUAUAUGCCAGCAUGAAGUGCCCAGACCAGAAGUGUCUCUAUACCUGUCAGAUCAAGGAUGGUGGUGUGCAGCCUCAGUUUGAAAUUGUUCCUGAAGAUGACCCCCAGAAUGCCAUUGUCAGCUCUUCUGCAGAUGCUUGUCAUGCAGAACUGCUCAGGACUAUAAGCGCUACUAUGGAGAAACUAAUGCCUAACCUGCUUCCAGCUGGAGCUGACUUUUUUGGAUUUUCUCAUCCAGCCAUCCACAACCUGAUCCAGAGCUGUCCGGGAGCUCGAAAAUGCAUCAAUUACCAGUGGGUGAAAUUUGAUGUGUGCAAACCUGGAGAUGGGCAGCUACCUGAGGGGCUGCCGGAGAAUGAUGCAGCUAUGAGCUUUGAAGCCUUUCAGAGACAGAUCUUUGAUGAAGAUCAGAAUGAUCCCCUUCUGCCAGGUUCCUGGAGGUGAAAGGAACCUGGACUUGGAGUUCUUGGCUACCUCUGGCUGCCCCCGAAUUAGAACAGCCCACGGGGGUAUGUGUAUUGAGAGUGGCGGAGUGGACAGGUAGAUGAUUGACUUUUUCUCAGGCAUCAAUCUGUUACAAGGUUCGUGGUUUCAAUGGGGCCAGAUGCAUGAGAGGUCAAAGCAUGGGCAAUAGGGGUUAACUGAACGAAUUGAAUGCUAGGAACUCCUCAGGGGAGCCAAAGUUCCUUGCAAAGUGUGUAGAUUUUUUGUUUUUUAACUAUAUAAAAUCUUGGCACUGACAAAGUUAUUCCUGCUGUUUGGAGCUACACCAGAACCCCUUGGAACGCUACAGAGGGGUGGAACUAAAGCAAAACCCAUCAUUCACUCUACAGAGUGAUUAUAAAUUUCAUUUUCACACAGCAAAAAGUUCCUAAAUUGGGGGAAAUAUAGUGAAUUCCACAUAAUGUUUUAAAUUAUUCAGCCCCUAAAAAUAAAUUUAUAUAUGAUUUCAUUAAUAUAUUCACUACCUAAACCAUAUUUUUUACACUAUGUAAAAUACAUUGUAUAUGUACAGUGAGAGAUGCUUUUUGCUUUAGUUCUCAUUUUUCACAUUAAGGGGAGGAAAGCUACCCAUAGAUAGCAUUCUCACUCCUUUUCACAUGUUUCAAGGACAAUUUGCAAGUGGAUAUAAAUAUAUACACAUCACUAGUGAUUAUGCUUUUAUUUCCAACUUCUUAUAGGUAACAUAAUUUUCAGGCAAUGUUAGCUGUUUGUUUUUUAAUCCAUCAGUAAACUGCAUGAAGAUUCUUAAUAAUACACACAGAAGGCCUCUUUCAUAUUUGUAUCAUCUGCAUUAUUUUUCUAUAUGCUUGUCAUGUGGCUUUACUUUCAGCCUCACUCUUUUCUUCCAAAUGGAUUAUCCUUAAACCUUUUACCUUCAAAGAAAGAGCCUGAGCUGUAUAUUUAACUUGAACAACAGUUUGCCUCUGUUGCCCCUAUGUUCAUGUUUUCCUAAGCCAGUUUCCCACCCCUCCUGUUCCUGGCAGCCCAAGUGUCUUCCCUGGGCUGCUCCCACCUGGCCCUUGCUUUUCAUUCCUUAGGGCAGUCACUUAGCACCUCCCAAAGUGCCUGCACACAUUUCUUAUUUCUUAGACAUUCAUAUUACCACUAUUUAGAUUGAAGGAACAGAAUUGGUUUGGGCUUGAAGAGAAUACAAAGACAUCUGUCUUCAAUUAUCUGAAAGCCUCUGAUAGUAGUAAAGUUUCACGGGAGAAAGAUUUCGGUUCCACAUGAGGAAAAACUUGGAAAGUUUUAAAUGGAAAGUUCAUACAGAGAUUCAGUAACCACCUGUCAGAAAUUUUGUAAAGAACACAUGAAUACUAGCUGGCCUAUUUGGCCUUUAAAAUCUCUUCCAAUCCUGAGAUCCCACAACUCUGGAUAAAAAGGGGCAAAAGUAUUAGACAUUUCACUCCCAUUAAUAUGAGGGAAGUGAAUGACAUUGAGGUCCAAUUUGUCUGUAGCUCAGAAUUAGUCCAAUACAGACCCUUAGACUAACUAGGGAACAAAAAGCAAGCAUUUCAAGUUACCUAUAAGCCCGGGCUCAUCAGAAUAUAGAAACAGCCAUGUGCUAGCUGGAAGCCAUUCAAUGAGGCUUUCUAUUAAUUUCCUUUAAAAGCAAUGGUUAUUAUUGAAACUCUUAAAUGCUAAAAUCUGAAGGACCUAUCCUUAUAUCUAAGUUCUGAUCAUAUUGAAACAGUCAUUUAGCAACAUUGCUCUGAUGUCCAGGACCCUGGUCUGUAACGAAAGCAAUGAAGGGAGGGGCUGGCAGGGCACUGCUGGGGUGGUAUAGGGGACACUGCUUAUAUUCACAAGGCCAUGUGGUCCAAGCAUACCGGAGAGCAACCACAGUCCCAUGACAAGAAUCGAUCGCCAGGGUCAGGGACUGGGUAGAGACGGUGUUCAUGGAAGCUGGAAGCCACUUGCAUCGAUGGUCACUGCAACAGGAGAUCUAAUAAGAGAGCCAAAAAAUAGGAAUGAUUAGGUCAGAAGGGUCUUCUAAGAAACUGGGCACUGCUCUUUCAGACAAUGGAUGGGAGGAAAGGAGACACUCUUCACCAAGGACGUACUCCUACAGUAACCAGAACAAACCUGAGCCCACUUUGGAUCUAGUCAGCACAGCCACAGGUUGAUAAUACACGUUCAUGUGAUCAAAUAAAUAAUUUUAAUAAAUAAAACAUUUACUGAGGGAGACAAGGAAGCAUGAUCACAUAAGGCAUUUAGGGAAGGCUCCCCUGAACAUUCUUUGGGUGAUCCCUCUUGCCAAACAGCAAGGCAGGCAGGAAUGUAAGUGAACAGAGUGGCCCAGCUGCUGCUGCUCCUCUCUGGCACUCCCAGAGGCACUGUAGAAUGAAGAAGGGUCAUAAAGGAACUCUAGAUACGAAGGCUUUCUCAAGCCAGAAGGCAAUCCAGAAAUGGGAAUACAAAUUAUCCAGACCACUGGCAACUAACUAAAGAGGAGAGCUCAGAAUGCAGACGUCUCUCAAUUCACCUGGAACCCAGUGUGGAAAGAAGCUAAGUGGGGUAAGCGCCAACCAAGCAUCUGAGGCAGGUGGAUACCUUAGGACUUCAGAAAUAGCAGCCCUAGAUAAACUCCUGUGUAGUUAAAGUUCGCCUUUAAUAUUCUUUUCUCUUCUCCAAUGCAUUCUUUUCACACACCCCUUCCCAACCUAAGGCCUUAUGAUUCCCAAAGUCACUCAUUUAAAUGUUCCAUGUAGGAAUGCCUCCAUCCCCCACCCUCAACUGUCGAAGACUCCUGAAUAACCUCUUUCAUCAAUGGCCUCAAUUCCACAGCAGAAUGACCCCUGCUAGGUAUUAAAAGGAGUCUCAUUAUAUUAAGUCACACUAAGUUACAAAUACCCAAGAAUAAGCCUCUCAAAGGAGAACCUAAACUCAGAAAAUGUCAGGAUUUAGGAGAGUGUAACAAAAAAUACACCCAAGGAUGGGGUAAAUAUUCUGGAGCAAGGAUCCUUCAAUAGGUAACCUACAAAUAAAGCUGCAGGCCCUGCCCUAGCAAAGAUGGUUGCUUUGGCAGAGAAAAUUUAAAAGGAAAUUAAAAAUUUUUACAAGUCCAUUUUAAUACGGACUUGUUUUCCCUUUCUUGAUUGUCCUGUCUAUCAAAAGUGCUUCCAAGCUAAUGAAUUAACAGCUGUUUAUUUGCGGCUCUGAGAUAAGCUCAGCCCGCAACCAACCAAGACCUGCUGCGCCGUAAUGUUAUAACCAAAGAGAUGGCCUCAGUGUGGAGGAAAUCUUGACUCCACCAGAAAAUGAACCCGUUUAUUCUGCUGUUCUCACCUCAAAUAUCUUGUUGUCCCUUUUCUGCACCUGGAUUUGCUGGUAAUAUGUGAGAUUGAGCAGCCCCUUGUGAGCCAAGAGUUCUAUCUUCUCAGGCAGUGGUCCUUCAAAGGUCAAAUUCUUCUCACCAUAAGCCAGAGCACGGGCCCCCAAGUGCAGCCGAUAAGCCACAGUCUGUUUAUCUCGAGGGUGGAUGCUACAGGAUAAGGAACAAGUAGAGAACUUGGGGUUUAAGCUCAACAAUAACCACAUUUUUUUAAAAAGGGGGAUUAUACAAAGCACCAUUUAUGAAAGUAAGAAUAAAGUUGACUGAACUCCGUAAUCAGUGGCCAGUCAGCUUAAGGGAAAUGGUGAAUGGUAACCAUAGAUGGGGCUCUGGGCCUUCUAUGGGUUGGAAACCUUGAAACAAUAGAUGGCUUGGAAGGAAGGAAUAAAGGGAGGGUUGCAGGGAGGGAGGGAGACAUGGAGGAAGGAAAGAUACCAGAACUAACCUAAGAGAGCUAACUCAUAAGAUUGUUCCUAACCACUAAAAGUCAGGUUUCUUCUGAAUCAACUGUUCAUUAUUUGGUCCCCUAGAGCUUUUAUUCAUUUAUUCAAUAAAUCAAUCAAGUUCCUCCUAUAA